AUGCGUCGUGUCAGCCCCGCCCCCACCCCGCCUUUGGCAUCUGCUGAUGCUGCUUGCGGCGAACCGCUGAAAAAGAAAGCAGUGCAAUUGCUGCCCCGAGCAAGUGUUUGUGGUCUAGUCGCUCUUGUGGCGAACGCGCUCUAUGUGCACCCGUUGUGCUCGCUCGCCAGUGGCCUUCGUUCCCCGGCCACCGCGCGCCGCCCCAGCGCCUGCCUCGCCUCGCCUCUCCGCCAGCGUCGCAGGGCUCGCUUCUCCGCCUCCGCCUGCAGUCGGCGCGCAGACCUCCGCGCCGCGGAAGAUGUGCCGCGCGCCGCCUCCUCCGCUCCACCCCCCGCCCCGCCGCGCCGCGCCUCCGCGCCGCCCCGCCACCUGCGUGUUGAGCCCCCCCCCCCUUCCACGUGCCGUUCGCGUAGCGCGCGCGUCGCUUGUCGCCUGCCCCGAGUGCCCGCCAGCGCGGAGCGUCACCACGCCUCACCAACCGGUGUCGUCGGCUGCUGGGCUGCCCCCGCGCCGCAUGGUGCUGCAGAAGCUGGUGCCCACACGCUGGCCCCGCCCGCGCCUGCCCAGGAGGAGAUCAUUUAA
This is a messenger RNA of Gryllus bimaculatus (two-spotted cricket), 582 nucleotides long. The record is from the annotation of a GenBank genome assembly. NCBI's taxonomy places the organism in Eukaryota, Metazoa, Arthropoda, Insecta, Orthoptera, Gryllidae.